Peromyscus maniculatus bairdii (prairie deer mouse) is the source of this 5315-nucleotide messenger RNA. The record is from RefSeq and is a predicted model, not a curated record. Lineage: Eukaryota; Metazoa; Chordata; Mammalia; Rodentia; Cricetidae.
ACUGUGUCUGUAGGGGCAUGGUGCGAUAAGAGCUUCAGAUUGGAGACGUGUUGCCUUUUCAUUUAUUUUGACAGAAGCAAGAAUAUCAGCUGUGUGGAAGACAAUGAUGCCCGCUCUUUGGUUAUACGGGUUGGUGCUUCUUUUGCCUACAGAGUCCUGCAGGAUAUUCUGCCAGGCCACCAGCAAAAGCAAGGAGAAGGUGAUGUCCAGGCCACGUGAUGUAUGUGAUGGUGUCUGUAAGGACAACACUGCCCCCUGCUUUCAAUCUUGCCCUCCAGAAAGUGAGGGCAACGUGAAAUUUGCCUGUAAGGCCAAGACAUGGCACAAAGUCACUGAAACCUGUCACACCCUUAAUGCCAUCAGCAUCUUUGAGGAGGGUGUGGAAUUAUUUUCCAAUGUUCAAUCAUCAGAAUCAACUGUAGCUUUCCAUGAGACUCACAGACAAUCUCGCACCAUAACAGAUAUGCUGAUGGAAAAAUGCCCAAAGGAUUUGUCUUGCAUCAUCAGAAACAUUCAGAAGUCUCCCCGAAUGCCAGGGAACAUUGCUGUGGUGGUAGAGCUCUUGCACAACAUCUCGACAGCUCUAACCAGAGAGGUCAAUGAGGAAAAGAUGAAGAGUUACAGCGCCAUGGCUAACCAUAUUCUUAACAGCAAGAGCAUAUCAAAUUGGACCUUCAUCCAAGACAGAAACAGCAGCUGUGUCUUGCUUCAAUCAAUCAAUUCAUUUGCAAGCAAGCUAAUUGUGAAGGAACAUCCCAUCAACAUAUCACACAUCUUCAUUCAUACCAUGGGUACCGUCAUGUCCAAGGACAGCCUUGGGAAGAACUUCACUUUCUCAAUGCGCAUUAAUGAUACAAGUGAUGAAGUCAUUGGGAGGGUACUGCUCACAGCUGAAGAGCUUCAGAAGGUUCCUUCUCCUUCCCAGGUCAUCAGCAUUGCGUUUCCAACCCUUGGGGCCAUCCUGGAAGCCAGCCUUUUGGAAAACAUGACCGUGAAUGGGCUUGUCCUGUCUGUCAUUUUGCCUAAGGAGCUUAAAAAAAUCUCGCUGAUGUUUGAAAAGAUCAGCAAGGCAGAAGGGAGGAAGUCCCAGUGCGUGGGCUGGCACUCCCUGGAGAGCAGAUGGGACCAGCAAGCUUGUCAGCUGAUGCGAGAAAACUCCCAGCAAGCUGUUUGCAGGUGCCGGCCGAGCAAGUCAUUCACCUCUUUCUCCAUUCUCAUGUCACCCGACACCUUGGAGAGCCCGGUUCUAAUUUACAUCACGUACAUAGGCCUGGGCGUUUCCAUCUGCAGCCUGAUCAUCUGCCUGUCCAUUGAGGCCUUAGUCUGGAGUCAAGUAACGAAGACAGAGAUCUCCUAUUUACGUCACCUGUGUAUUGCUAACAUUGCAGCCACCUUGCUGAUGGCUGAUGUGUGGUUCAUUGUGGCUUCCUUCCUCAGUGGCCCGGUAUCCCACCACAACGGAUGUGUGGCUGCAACAUUUUUUGUUCACUUCUUCUAUCUGGCUGUGUUUUUCUGGAUGCUUGCCAAGGCCCUCCUGAUUCUCUAUGGAAUUCUGAUUGUGUUCCAUACACUGCCCAAGUCAUUCCUGGUGGCCUCUCUCUUCCUAGUGGGCUAUGGGUGCCCUUUGGUGAUCGCUGUUAUCACAUUGGCUGUGACAGAGCCUAGAAAAGGCUACCUCCGGCAUGAGGCCUGCUGGCUUAACUGGGACAUGACCAAGGCUCUCCUGGCCUUUGUGGUCCCAGCUCUGGCCAUCGUAGUUGUAAACCUGGUCACAGUCACGCUGGUUGUCAUCAAGACCCAGAGAGCUGCCAUCGGCAGUUCCAUGUUCCAGGAAGUAAGGGCCAUCGUGAGGAUCUGUAAGAACAUCGCCGUUCUCACACCACUGCUGGGGCUGACCUGGGGAUUCGGAAUCGCCACAGUCGUCGAUGGGCGCUCCCUGGCCUUCCACAUUAUCUUCUCCUUACUCAAUGCCUUACAGGGCUUCUUCAUCCUGGUGUUUGGAACAAUCCUGGAUCCAAAGAUAAGAGAAGCCUUAAAGAGUCGAGUAGCAUCUGCCAAAUGGAUCUCCAGAGUAUCAGAGGACCUCUCUUCUGAAUUCUCUUGCCACCCUACCAAAGGGCCAAGCUAACCAACCAGGAUACAUCCCUAACACGGGAGGUUGCUCAUUCCUGGAAUGGCAGUGCCUGAGGAAGCAUGCACUUAACUCCUGUCCUCUUGCCACUGGGUACUUUGAAGGAAGCCUCCCACACUUCAGAGCUGAUGGAGGAGGGGGCGCCAUGUGGAAAGCAUGGAGGCCCUUUUAUCGAAGCUGUUCCGUGCUGCUUCUAAACACGUCUUGCCCACCAACUGCAAACCUGUAUACAACACACUAAGCAUCUGCAAGGGACAAGAAGACAAAGUGGGUCACAGCGACAGGGUCUCACUGGUGCCUCCACCUCCACACUGCUGGGUCAUAAAUUAUCAUCAGGGAGAGAGCUCAGCUUGUCUCAGCAAAGGUGGCCCAGGAUACAACGUGUUGGAUUCUACAUGAGCACCCUGAAGAAUAGUCUCCAACAGUUGGACUGACUCUAAGUGACGCACAGCUGGCUCUCUGUAUAGAAGGAAGGCUUCUGCCAGUAUAUUUUACUUUUUCAAGGUCAAAUUGAUUAGAUGGCCAAGCCUGGCUUGGACGUGUAAUGCAACUGCUUUGAUAGUGAACCAAGUGAAAAGUAUAGAGUGUUUGAAUCGGACCUGAUGCCUGUUUUAAGAUGAGGUGGAAGCCUGGACCUGUAAGUCAUGGCUCUGCUAGCCUGGGCCAACUCUGUUGGCUUGCAGAGCUCCACUUUCUCUUCCAGAGCAGGGGCCUCUGAGGGGCUUUCUGCUUGCACCUUCAGACAAGAGAGGCUGCUGAAACCUGGAUGAGGGAGGGGACAUAGAUUUCAAGCCCUGUGCUGUUCAUUUCCCUAGCUGUAUGUAAACACAUUCAACAUUCAAAGCAGAUGUCACCUGACAGAGAACAAGACUGGGCAGUAGAAGGCCUCUCUGAAGCAGGUCCACAGGUGACUGCCCCCGAAGAAAAGCAGGGGUUAUAGACAAAGGGAUACAGGCAGAUGCCCAAGCCGUUGUCCUCUCUAGAGGCCAGUAUUCUUGAUGUUCUACCCAAGGUGGGAGGCUGGGCAUGAUGGGCACUGCUGGAACCCCAGCACUUGGGAGUCAGAGACACAGAGAGAUGCUCUGAGUUGGAGGCCACUUUGGUUUACAUGGUGAGUUCUCAAUGGACCGACGCUCUUCUAAUAAAACAAACACCCCUCCCCCCAAAUAAAAACCAAACCACAGCAAAAACCCCAGUUAAAACCCCAACAAAACACACACAGGCAAGUGAGGCUCACUUUGCGGGUGAGUAGCUCUCUUUCUCCUUUGUGUGUGUGUGUGAGAACGUGUGUGCUGUUUGUGUGUGGGCGGUGUCUGCACACAUGUGCGGGUGUGCCCUAGAAGUUCAGGAGAGGAUGUCUGCUGUCCUGCUCAGUGACUCUCUGCCUUAUUUCUUUGAGAUAGGGUCUCUCACUGAACCUGGAGCUAGACUCCAGCCAGCAAGCCUCAGUGACCUCCCCUUACCUGCCACCCACAGAUUACAGGUGGGCACGGCUAUAUCAGUGUUUUAGUGUGGAGUUGGGGGAUCUGAAGUAAAGUUCUCAUGCUCGUACAAUAGGGACUUUUAGCAGUUAGCCCUCUCCCCAGCCUACCCACAUGCACUUAACACAAAUAAAAAAGAAAUACUUCCUUUAAGUAGGGAAGCCUGAGAGGGCACAGUUACCAGGAAGAUCAAUUAGAAGAUGGGAAAGAUGUACCGGCUAGAAAAAGUCAUCUUUCCAGUGCUGUGCUUAUGUUGGGGCAUGGCACCCUUUUCAUGUAUCAGAAGUGGUCUAGUUAGUGACACUUCAGUGUAUCCCUGGAGCUCUUUAAAUGAAGAAGAUGGGGUAGACGACACAGUGCUGGGUUCCUCAGUGCAGAUAUGGCAGCAUCAUGAGAACUAUCACUUGCUGGCGGUCAAUGUAAUGAAGUCAAGGUGGAGUCUCAUGUAGCUAAUGGGUAGAAGAAGUCUGAUGUGCACUCAGCUUGGCAAAGGCUAAGCGUUGUUCCAUGUGGAGAUGAGAACCCUGAGCACAAGGAGAGAGGGAGGGAAUCAUCUUUUGUUUGUAUUAUGUGUUGAGCAGGUGUGUCGGGCUUGAAAGCACUCAGCUCAGGGGCACUCACUCUGUGACCGGAGGGUGAAAUCACUAACUAAGCAAGGCCUGUGGAUGCUAAGAGGACCCCUUCCCCUGGCAUUUCUAGGGAAUCUCUUGAAGAACUCUAGCCUUCUCUCCCAUAGUCCAAAAUCCACUUCGGCAUCUUGAAAGAGGUCAGGGGACUACACAGACUAAGGUGACUUGUGUGACCCUCAGUAGAGACACUUGCAGUAUGCUUCUCACAUCUCACAAAGAUGUGGUAAGGUCAGAUGACUCAAGAAGACACUGUUCUGAAGCAGCUUUGUGACUUGAAUGGACAUAUUACACGGCCCUCCUUGGAAAAUCACUUAAAUUCUUUAGAAUCUGGUUUCCUCAUUUGUGAGUGUGGGGCUAGUGAGUCUACCUCCUAGGAUUAUUGUAAUGAUUCAAAACAGUAAAGUAUUUAUGACAGUAAUUGGAAAUAAUAACUGCUCAUUAAAAUGUUCAUUUCUUUUAUUAGUGUGCCUGUGAAUACAUGCACAUACAGAUAUACACACAUACACAAAUAAACACACAGCCAUGGCCUUUGGCAUGAGUUUGAAUGAAGAUAUCCUCAUGGGAACAAGUUAAUUGACUUCUAAAUAAAACAAUGAAGCAUUUGAUUUUGUCUGUGUAGCAUUGGGGUUACACAGAGCUAGCCAGUCAAACCCACUGGGGCUCAUGGAAUGAGCCUGCUAUCCAGUGUUGCCGGAUCAUAAUGCAUAGUUCCUUGGGGCUACCAUGGGGCCCCCCUCAUUCUGUGGUGUUUCCAAGGCUGGAUUUCCUUUCUGCUGUCUCUGAGGGGUCUUUCCUGACUGCUCCCUGAUGUACUUUCCUAUAGCAUUUACAAUCUGUGCUCUUCACUUCCCAGGAAUAGUUACUGUGCUAUAUAGUGUGUUUCAUUUGCUUUUUUUUCUUUCUAUAUGUUUUCUUUUCCAGAUAAGGUUGUGAAUCUUUAGGAAGAGGCUGGCUUCGUAUUUGAUAACCACUUUGUAACUUUCUUUUGCGUGCUGAUAGGGCAACCAAGUGUCUUACAACAGAGUGUAUUCGGUAAAUAUGUUUGUUCAAUAAAGUCCUUUGAUUACACAACCA